UGCAGCCCCAACUUUGCGAUUUCUGUCGAUUCCAAAUCGCCUGCUCGUGACUCGUGAGUCGUGACUCGCGAGCUUCACUCUCUCUCUCUCUCUCUCUCUCUCUCUCUCUCCGGCAAACUACGUCCGAGCUUUUCUCCUCCCAAACCCUAAUUUUCCUAAUCCCCAAUUUUUUUCCCCAAAUCACCUCCAAUUCUGUAACCCCACAUUUCAAUUCAACCUUCCCGCCGCCGAUUCACCGUCGUCAACCUCCGCAAUGGCAUCCAUCGCUUGCUAGGGUUUCCUAGAUCCAUCCCGUCACUCUCCGACAGCACACUGCACCACUACUUCACCAACCUAAUCAAAUUCAUAGUUAUGGCUAUUCGUGUCACCCUGAGCUUCUCCGGCUAUGUGGCCCAAAACCUUGCAUCCUCGGCGAACCUCCGCGCGGGGAACUGCCGAGGAUUUCAAGAAUGCUGGGUCAGGUCUCGGGUAUUCGGAUCCAAACAGAAGCCCGAUAUCGACCCCUCUGUCCCCGUCCGCAAUUACCAGACCCAAUUCUCCCGCUCGAAGCCUUCGUCGGCCGCCGUAAGGCCCUUGCCGUCGCUGUACACCGCCCUCGCCGAGGAGAUUCUAGGCGAGAGCAGCAAGAGCCCGAUCGUGCUGGGGUUGAUCUCGCUUCUGAAGUCAACGGCUGUCGCCACAGGCGUCUCUUCGGCUCCGGCCGCCAUGGGGAUUUCGCCGUCAAAAGUCAGUUCGAUCAUGCCCUUUUUACAGGCAUCGAAGUGGCUUCCCAGCAACGACACCGUCCCGGAGUCGAUAAUGAAGGAAGUGGAUAAAGGUGGAACGUUGUGCGUGGACGAGGUUUCUGAGGCCUCGCAGCUGGCUAAGAAAGACUUGGGCAGGACCGGGUUUUUGUCACGAUUGUUGAAUUCUUGCUCGGAGGACGCUAAGGCUGUGUUCACUGCUGUUACAGUUAGUGUAUUGUUUAAGUCCUUCUUGGCUGAGCCCCGAUCGAUUCCCUCCACUUCAAUGUAUCCUACUCUCGAUGUGGGUGACCGAGUUUUGGCGGAGAAGGUUUCAUAUUUCUUUAAAAAUCCUGAGGUUUCAGAUAUAGUAAUUUUCAAGGCACCUCCAAUCUUACAGGAAUUUGGUUACAACUCAACUGAUGUAUUCAUCAAAAGAAUUGUAGCUAAGGCUGGAGAUUGGGUCGAGGUUCGCAAUGGGAAAUUACUUGUCAAUGAUCUUGUUCAGAAUGAAAAUUAUGUUUUGGAGCCGCUCGCUUAUGAAAUGGAUCCAGUGCUUGUUCCAGAAGGCUAUGUCUUCGUAUUGGGAGAUAAUCGCAACAAUAGUUUUGACUCUCAUAACUGGGGUCCACUUCCUGUGAAAAACAUUCUUGGCAGAUCAGUAUUUCGCUACUGGCCUCCUUCCAAGGUGUCUGACACCACGUUUGAACCACAAGGACCAAAUAACGUCGUUGCAGUUUCUUGACCGGUUGCCCUCUGUUUGCAGGGGGAGGACCUCAGAAUACAUUCUUAUUCUCUUAUCAAGAUAGUGAACUGACUUUCACUACUCUUUUGGCUCGUUUUCGAGCACUUUGAAGAUGAUUUGGAUGGAUAAACUUAUCCAUCAGUCUGUGAAUCUGUAUGAAAUUUAAACUUACUCUGAACGAGCAAAAGAAAGAUGAAGCUAAAGUUUUCGACUUAUAUGAUUCAUCAAAUUAUUUUGUUCUUAAUAUGUUGUUGGGAGGUUCAGCUGCCAUACAUGAGGUUUCAGCACCUGUGAGGAACCAAACGUCCAAAGGAAGGGGAAGAUUCAUCUGGAAGUACAGCACCUCUCGUGCCGGGUGAAGGUCUGAUCGCCUUUGAUGCUGGUGGGAUGAUUCUUGUCAUACGAAGAGACGGAGAUGGUUCGCGGAUGGUAGCCGCAGAUGGUUCUUUGCAGUAAUGCUGAAAGCUUGCCCAUGAAUUGAACUUGGCCUCUCUUUUUUACCUGUUGCCUGUAGGCUUUGCUUGCUUCCUUCGAAGCAUCCGUGUAAAUGGCGUCUUUGGAGUUCUGCUGUUCCAUUUUAUAAGACGCAUUGUUCAUCUGUGUAAAACGUUGUUCGUUGAUAGUCCGAUCAAACUGCUCCCUUGAUUGAGUAGUUGGUA
Molecule: messenger RNA, 2126 nt
Organism: Pyrus x bretschneideri (Chinese white pear)
Lineage: Eukaryota; Viridiplantae; Streptophyta; Magnoliopsida; Rosales; Rosaceae
Product: thylakoidal processing peptidase 1, chloroplastic
Exons: 6
Coding region: 352-1467 (371 amino acids)
Biological process (GO): thylakoid membrane organization
Cellular component (GO): chloroplast thylakoid membrane
Molecular function (GO): serine-type endopeptidase activity
Source: RefSeq, a predicted model, not a curated record